Messenger RNA from Didymodactylos carnosus, 6069 nucleotides. Lineage: Eukaryota; Metazoa; Rotifera; Eurotatoria; Philodinida; Philodinidae. The record is from the annotation of a GenBank genome assembly.
AUGAUGAAUGGAAGCCAUUGUCAUACAUCAAAUUUAGAACAAGUGCCAAUGAAAAAGCUAAUAUCGAUUACGCCAUCAGUUUUAUCACAACAAAAACAAACACAAGAUAAUCUAUUAUUUACAUCUGAUUUAUUUCAACGAGUUAUUAGUGCUGUAUUAUGUUCAUUUAGUCAAUCAACGUCAAAUAAUGAUAAACAUGUAGCAUUAGAAUAUUUAGAAAAUUUAAAAGAAAAUCAUAUUUUACUCUGUUGUACAAUUGGAUUUGAAUUUAUUAAACAGCAACAACAACCAUUGUUACAUCAUUAUGGUAUACAUCUAAUAGAAAAUAUAAUUAAAUAUAAAUGGUCGGCUUUGAAACCAGAUGAAAGAAAUGUGCUGGAAGAACAAUUAUUUUCAUUGAUUAAAACUAAUCUCAAUGAUUCAUUUAUGGAACCAAUAUAUAUUAGAACGGCAUUAGCACGUUGUACAGUCGAGAUGAUUAAACGAGAAUGUUUUGAAAAGACAAAUACACCGCUAGAAGAAUUGAUAACAUUAACUCAACAAACUUCUAUGAACGAUGAAUUUGGUAAUCGUAAUUUAAUUCAGUUAGAAUUGAUCUUAUUAGUAUAUCGUUUUCUCAAUGAAGAAUUAACCGUUUAUCAGCAAUCAAUUCCAUCACAACGCCGUCGACAAUUAUUAAGUCAAUUACAAAAACGUUUAAACGAUAUUCUACCGUCAAUAAUGAAAACUUUGAAUGAUCUCUUAUUAUAUAGUCAAGAGAAAGUACCAAAUGGUGAUCGGUUAAUUGAAACAUGUUUAUUGUGUUUAAACAGUUUUUUAUCAUGGAUCGAUUAUACUCAAAUUGAACAAUAUGAAACAUAUUUAAUCGAAUUAUUAAUGAAAUUUUUUCAUUUAACUCAACAAAUUCGUUUAAGACAUGCAGCAUUCGAAUGUCUAUUGAGUUUUAUCAAUCGUCGAUUUCUCAGACAACGAACAAAUAAAAAACCAUCAACCACAACAACAACAACAACAUAUUCGUAUGAACAAGAAAAGAUAUUUAUAAAUUAUUUAUUGAAUGAUAACACAUUGGAAUUAUUCUAUCGAUUAGUCAUGUGCAAUAAUAAUAAUUCCGAUAGUGAGAUAACGGCCACCAUGAUCGAACAGUUUCGUACAUUAAUAACUAAUGAAUAUUUAACAUUUCUUAAAAUGCUUGGUCAAUUUUUAUUAAAGAUCACUACUCAUCUUUUGUAUUUAUUUCAACAGUUAACAUCACGAACACCAAUAGAUAAUGAACAAUUUUUGCCAUUUUUAAUGGAACGUAUAAAAUCGUUUAUUCAAUUUCUUCUCUUAUUAAACGAUCAUCCAUAUCAUCAAUUAUCAUUAAAUUCUUAUCAAGCAUUAAGUAUGUUCAUAAGUAAACAAUCAUCACCAUUUUAUUUGUUAUUAAAUGAACAACUUUGUCUGAAAUUAAUUGAAAAUUUAAAACAAUCAUUGGUGCGUAUUCACUUUCCAUUAUCAUUACCAUCAUCUACAAUUGUGAAUAACACAAAUGAAUGUUUUGUAAAACAAUACCAACAUAGUCAACAAUGUUUAUGUUAUAUUAUGUUUGAAUUUGAUUCGGAAGAUCAAUUUUUUUGGAAAUCUUUUUCACAAUAUCGACUUGAAUUACAAAAAUUAAUUAAAGCGUUUACUGAUAUGAUUUUUGUAACAACAGGUAAGGUUAAACGGGUGAAAGUUGUUGGUAUUCUAUCGGACGGACAACAGUCAACUAAUAUGAAUUAUUUAAAUUCAAUCUUGAAGUAUGUGAUGCAAUAUUUGAUUAAUUUAAUACAGCGUACACCAACUGAACUCAAUCACCAAUCUUCUGUGAUAACAGCUUAUCUUAUUAAUGAAUGGGAAUCACUUUAUUUGUUAAUUGAUCAUAUUCUAUUUGUCCUACGUAAACAUCUAUUUCCUCAAAAUAUCAAUAAUAAUUUAGCUAUUCAACAACAACAGUUAUUAAUGAAACCUGAUCUUAUUGAACAGUUUUUAUAUACAAUAAAGUAUCUUUUGCAAUUUACACCGUCGACGAAUGAAAAUAUAUACGGCUAUGUUUUAAAUAUUUUGUCAGUGAUGUUUUUUGUUACAAACUAUGAUCAGACAUUGAUAAUACAAAUUUUGCAACGUUUAUUAACGACGUAUCAACAUUAUCAACAACAAUCUUUAGUAGGUGAUUAUCCGUCUGAUUUAAUACAAAGUCAAACAUCAAAUGCUUUUCUAUAUUUAUGUAGAAAUUACACGUUAAAAUUGAUUGAUUAUUAUUCUGAUUUAUAUCCCUAUUUGUGUCAAUUGAUUCAGAAUGAAUUUCAACACUGUUCGAUAAAAACAUCAACAAUCAUGAAUGUUGAUGAUAAUUGUUCGAUAUUAAAAUUACUCGAUUCAGCAUUAUGUUUAAUGUAUAAAAAAUUGACAAUUGACACAGCAAAUGACGAACAAAUAAAUUAUUUUUAUGAAUUAUUGAAACCGAUUUAUGAAUUUAUAUCAUCGAAUGAAUUUUCAAACAAUUGCUUGUCAUCACUAACAAAUUUCAUUCAAUAUUUUAAAUUUGCCUAUUUUUGUUUAGAUUUUUGUCAGACAAAUUCGAACCAGGAGCAAGAAACUGUUUAUCAUUGGCGGCGUCGACGUUUAAUGUUGUGUUUACAUUGUUUGUGUUGUAUAUUAAAAUUCUCAAAACAUCAACAAGAUCAGACACCGAUAUUAUUCAAAACUAAAAUUAUUUUAAGUUUAAGACCAUUUUUAUUCGAUUCUGUGUUAAAAAUAAUUCGCUAUUGUAAUCAGUUAUACGAUCCAAAUGUAAAUCCUUUUUAUGAUUUAACCAAAACAAGUUUACUAUCAUUUAGCGAAACAGAAAAACAAAUCUAUUUAGGCACGUACGAAAGUAACAAUAUAACAAAAGCAACAGUCACAACAAUAACAGCAACAACAUUCAGUCCAUCUGAUAAUCCAUUUCAUGCUGUACGACAAUCGCCUCUACAAGAUAAAGUGUCAAACCGUUUAUUUGAACAUCAAUUACAUGACUAUAUUCAUCGUUUAUUUGAUAUUUCCUAUCAAUUAUUAGGUAGUUAUUUUGUUUAUGAUCAUGAUUUAUAUUCGAUGAAAACAAGAGAAUUAACAGAUAACAAAUUGAAUGAACAACAACAGGAACAAUAUUUUUUAACUUCAUUUUUACAAACGAUUAUAUUUGAAAAUUUGAAUACAAUACCACCAUUUCGUUUACGAAUUAUAUUAAAACAUUUUUGUCGUCCAUUUAUUGAGCAUUUUUCUUUAACAACUGAAUUUCAAACAGAACAAUCAUCAAUAAAUGAUUUAUUUCUAUCGUUUUUGGACAUAUUUUUACCGUAUAUUCAACAACGUUUAAGACAAAUGUGGCAAAAUUUAAUAUCAAAUGAACAGCAAUCACAACAAAGUCAAUUGAUCUAUUAUUCUUGUUCGGAUGAAGUAAUUGAAGAAUGUCUAUGUGUUUUAUUGACAAGAGAUUUUGUUGAUAUAUUAAGACAUUUUAUUUUGAAACCAAUCAUAUCAAUUACUAAUAAUAAAAAACAAGAUAAUCAACGAAAAACAACAAUAACAUCAACAACAAAUAAAAUAUUAAAUGGAAAUCAUGAAAUGAGUUAUUUAGAUGACAAUGAUAUCGAUACGACCGUAGAUGAUGUUGUUGAUAAUAAUAACAAUGAACAAUUUACAAAUAAACAACUGAAUAUAUCAAAUGAGAAGAUUGACUACAGUGAUUUAUUUUUACAUUUAAGUAAAAUAUGUCGAAAUGGUCCAAAUGUAACAUCAUCAUAUCGUACGUGUAUAAAUUUAUUCAAUUCUGUUAUACAGAUUCUAUUUGAAUGUUUAACAUUUCCUGAUGCCUAUUGUGUUAAUCGUUUUCUACCAAUUAUUCUUCCAUUAAUGAGAUUACAUUAUGAUAUAACAAAAAUAGAUGCUAUUGUCAUAUUAGAUGUGAAACUAUUAUUUAGCUGUUUAUUAAAAUCAUUACAACGACAUGGUGAAAAUGAAGGUCUUAUCACAAAUAUACUAUCGUUAAUUGGUCAUAUUUAUGAAUUAUGGCAUGAUAAAUAUUCGCCAUCUAUUGAUAAUUUGUUUAUCACAACUAUACCAAAUUUCAAUACCGAAUUAUUAACAACAUAUAAAAUGAAAAUAUGUUCAACAGAACCAAAAAAACCACUAACAGAACGUGAACGACGUGAAAUACUUAAGAAUUUAUUUGGCUCACUGAUUGGACAGACGAAUAAGAAAGAAACAUUGAAAAAAAACAUCAAAAAUAAAAUGUUAUCCUUAUCAAUGUCGUUUGAUGAACAAAGUGAUGUCAAUUAUUAUCAAUUUGAUCCUAAAACUGUGGUCGAAGAAUUGAAAAAAGCUAUUAGUGAACUUGAUUUUGUUGGUCUAGUACAUAGUCGAAAAUGGUGCAGUGAAAUGUUAAAUUGUAUAACAUCAUCAACGAAAGCAGCAGCAACAUCGAAUGAAUCUGAAAUGUUACAUAAUAACGAUGAUAAUGAUGGAAUUCAUAUCAACAUAUCUUCACGUGAAUUGGGAACAUCUGCUAGUAUAUAUAUGAUGGCGAAAUGUUAUUUUGAUUUACGUGAAUAUAAAAGGUGUGCACAUCAUUUGAAACAGUGUACCACAGGAUACGGAUUUUUUCUUCGUGUCUAUUCUUUAUAUCUGGACGGUUUAAAACAAAGAUGUGACGAUUUUGUUGAUGUUUUUCCUGAUACAGCCGUUAGUCAAAGACAAGCAACAACAGCACUCGAUAAUUCUUGGCUUAUAAACUUACGAUGUGAACUGACAACAAGUGAAAAAAAUGAAACAUUAGACGGAUACGGUUACUAUGUGUAUGCAUUGGUACUCAAACGUUUAAGUUUAUUGAACGAAGCAUUAAUUUAUUUCAUUAAAACUGUUCAAUUAAUUCCUCAUUUGUGGUCCGCAUGGGAAGAUUUAGCUUAUUUAAUUGACACUGAACAAAAACUUCACAGUUUGGAUUUGCCCGAACAUUGGAUAAGAAAUGUGUUUUAUGCACGUUGUUAUAUUGAAUUACAUAAACCGGAAUUAUGCAUAUUUAUAUGCAAAGAACUGAAUAUAAUUGGUUUUCAAAAUUCAACAUAUAUUCUAUUACAACAAGCUAAAGCGUAUGAAAAUGGUGCAGAACUACAAUUGGCUCGUUCAUGUUGUGAAGAUGCUCGUACAAUUGAUCCGUAUAAUCUUGAUUCUAUGGAUGUUUAUUCAAAUAUACUAUUUGUAUUGGAAGAUUAUCAUGCACUUGCUGGUCUUGCACAAAAAUGUAUUGAAAUAGAAAAAUUUCGUUUUGAAACUUGUAUUGUCGUCGGUAAUUUUUAUAGUAUAAGAAAUGAUCAUGCUCGUGCCAUUCAAUAUUUUACGCGUGCAUUACGAAUGAAUCCUGAUUAUGCAGCUGCAUGGAUACUAUUAGGACAUGAAUUUGUUGAAGGAAAAAAUCAUGCGGCAGCCAUUAAUGCCUAUCGUGAAGCAUUAGAUUUAAACAAAAAAGAUCAUCGUGCAUGGUACGGUCUAGGUGAAACAUACGAAAUUAUCAAAAUGUAUUCAUACGCAUUGUAUUAUUUUAAAGAAGCUUUUGCACUUAAACCAAAUGAUUCGCGAUAUGCCAAUGCUCUAGGAGAAAUAUAUGAACGAACACAAAAAAUGAAUGAAGCAAAAAAAUGUUAUUGGCGUGCUUAUUGUGUCGGUGAUAUUGAAGGAAAUGCAUUAGCAAAAUAUGCACAGUAUAUAGUUCAAAACGUCUGUGAUCAUUUAAAAGAUGAAGAAGGUGCAGCACGAUCCUAUAUGGAAUUUAUUCGUACACAAGAAAUGAGACAAGUUAAAAAUUUUCAAGAAUUUGCACAAGCAGCCGAAUUUUUAGCUAGUUAUCAUUUGAAAAAACAUCAGUUUGAUCAAGCCUGUGCGUAUGCAAGAAAAUGUUUAGAAUUUCCAGAGGUACGCAGUGAAGCUAGUGAUAUACUACGUAAAAUUACAGCUUUACAUUCUAAAUUAUUACCAACCGGUGAUGAGACAACAAAUCAAAUCGAUGCUUCAUAA